This is a messenger RNA of Mycena citricolor, 1417 nucleotides long. NCBI's taxonomy places the organism in Eukaryota, Fungi, Basidiomycota, Agaricomycetes, Agaricales, Mycenaceae. The record is from the annotation of a GenBank genome assembly.
AGACAAAACGGCGAAUGCCAGGAUUGGCCGGAAGCACUUCGUAACCGCCGCCAGGAAGUUUGUAACGAGUUCUAGGACCACGGACUGGACUGUCGUCAAUGUAGGGAAUGGUGAAAUGCGGAAUUUCAGGUUGCAGGAUAGUCGUCAAGCGAAGUGCGCCAAAAGGCGACUGAAAUGUUGUUAAAUCGCAAUUCCGCCACAAGCACGGCCGGCAAAAUGCUCCGCAAGCUGAUCAGUGAGUGGUGGAACACCCGAAUGCUGGAUGGUCACCGCGUUUAGAGGCUCCAGGCUGUGUACGAGGCGGAGACUCGUGCCGUCUUUCUUCACAACGCAAAACCACCUUGAUCGACCUGAUCGUGGAUGCCUGGAGGAAUUGGGAUGUUGCGUUGAACCCACGGGGUGUGCGGGACGACCGGGAUGAUGACUGGUUGAAAGAAAUCGGUGCGGAACCUUCCGCGUUCUGUUUCUGUCCAUGCAAAACCAUCUUGGUGCAGGCACAUGAAAUGGUGCAUGAACCGGCGCUCUUCAGGCCAAAGAAAGUCGCCAGGGUGAAGGGAAUUGAUGGCGUCGUGACGCUCAAGCGUGUAACGACCGGUGGGAACAAAGGGGGGCGGAUUGGGAUUAAGUCUAGGCAUGGAUGCGAGCGGGUCACCACGGAUGUUGCGUACAAUACGGAAUUCUUCGGGAAGAGUUCCCAGGACGGGGCGAACCUUCUGAGCCACGGGCUUGUACCGUUUCUUUGCAAAGACGUCGACGUGUGGAGCAGAGGGAUAAGGGUUGGAAAAGGAUGUAGAUAGAUUGUAGAGAGGAACAGGCGCGUCAUGGUAAUGAGGAGGCGGUGACGGCUUGAGAAACAAAGGGGGAGUUGAAUCCCCCAUGGGAGACUCGGACUCCACUGCAGAUGACGGUUGAACGUUCGAAUAUGCGGACUGGACUGUACCAGAAUAUGCGCCCAGAUUGGUGGAAGCUAGAAGAUAAAGGAAAUUGAGAUCAGUAGAGGAAUAGUUCGAGGGCAGCUGAGCCGAUGAUUCAAUGAUAAAAUCUUGAGGAUCGAGAGGGUUGGGUAUAAAAAUGCACGCUGUCUCUCCUUGAUCAGUGAUCAAAUCCUCGAGAGCGGAAAAUCCUGUAUUCGAGGGCGAGAACCACGUGAAACGGUGGCAAUUGUUGCAAUCUUGCCUGUGUUGGGAUCGCGGAUUGUAAUGGUCUGGUUCUCAUUGGCAAAGUUGUGGAUGAUGCUCUCAGUGAGAACAUCAAAAGGGCGACCCAAUAAGAUGUCGUAGGCUGGUUUUCGGACGACGUGGACUUGGAGGUAAAGUGUGAUAUCGUCAAACGCAAACGGAACGUUCCGUGCAAGGCCAAGUGACGGGGAAACAGAGCCAUUCGCAGAUUGCAUGCGAAGAAUAACGGUGGGAUCAUA